Messenger RNA from Mercenaria mercenaria, 2038 nucleotides. RefSeq lists its product as uncharacterized. Gene Ontology annotation, molecular function: nucleic acid binding; zinc ion binding. The transcript is spliced from 2 exons. The record is from RefSeq and is a predicted model, not a curated record. NCBI's taxonomy places the organism in Eukaryota, Metazoa, Mollusca, Bivalvia, Venerida, Veneridae. Bases 1 to 792 code for a protein of 263 amino acids.
AUGUCGGAUACUGAGCUCGAUACAAGGGAACGUGGGCGAGUUUCACAAAAUAUAGCUUCGGAAGCACCUCCUGGGUUUAGAAAGGAAAUCGUGGAAGAACUCAAAGGAUAUUUUAACUCCAAGUUCACAGAAUUGAAGCGAGACUUCAAAGAAGAUUCCGAAUGGGCAGCAGAAAACGUACGAAAAAAGGUACGAACUGAUAAUUCAUUAUCUUUCAAAAACGUUUCAAAUAGAAAGCAGUAUCUUUUUAAUGCUGAUAUAGCAGAUUUAUUAGACUCGGCUCAGAAAGCUAUUAAUCUUAGAAACGCCAGUAAGGCCACUGAUUUCUUGGAGGAAGCCAAAAGUAAGAUAAAGCAUAGGAAUAAACUUAUCCGUAUAGCAGAUUCUUCAUCGGCAGGCUGGUUAACUAUACAGGAAUAUGAGCAGAACGAAGUCGCUAGCGACUCUGAUGACGAUAAAAAGAUUCGUAGAGCCGAGGAGAGGGCCAAGGCAAAGUUGGAAAAGUCUAAAAAGUUUGAGUCUGAUAAUAGCUCAGCUGGUAAUAGUAACCAGUCUUUUCGUAGCUAUCGGAGAGAACUACAAAGAAAUACAGUGGCGGGACAACAGAAAACCGUUGGCAGUCGAGACAUCGUUUGUUACGCAUGCGGAGGAGUGGGUCACUUCGCAACCGGCUGCGCCGCCCAUCUCGGGAUGUCCAGUGUCGAGCGACCCUUGGAGUCUGGAACCUCAAGAAGGUCGGCAGUCCCCAUCCUGGACAAUACCAGUGCCAAGCCAGAGACAAAAGAAAAAUGAAGUUUCAGAUUGUCAAUGUAAGUACGAUAAGUAUUGGCUUGCUUUUUGCUGAAUCGUCAGAAUUUCUUCCUGAUUUAGAUUUCACUGAAGUAUUUUGUGAGACAAUUGAAAGCUCAUUUUCUGUUUCGGAUCGUUCUGUUAAAAAGAGACUUCAAGCUGCACUUCCGUUUUGGAAAGAUACUAUUCAAGCAAACACUGACAUCUUAUCUGUUAUUGAGCAUGGUUAUACAAUACCUUUCAUUGUAAAUCCACCUACUUUUGUUUUGAAGAACAAUCGCUCUGCUUUAGAAAAUUAUGAUUUUGUGAAGUCUGAAAUUUUAAAACUGUUAGAUAAAAACUGCGUCUAUCAGGUGCCCUUUUUACCUCAUAAUGUUAACCCUUUAUCAGUUGCUAUUAAUAGCGUCGGCAAAAAACGUUUGAUUUUAGAUUUGAGCGUUUUGAACACAUUUGUCAAAAAACAGAAAGUGAAAUUCGAAGAUUUCAAAGUAGCCAAGGAAUUUCUGGUUCCUUAUGGUUUCAUGUUCAAAUUCGACCUCAGUUCAGGUUACCAUCAUUUUUCCAUAAAACCAAUACAUCAUACAUAUCUUGGUUUUUCAUGGCAAAUGGAAGGCAAAAUUAAGUAUUUUCUUUUCUCUGUGCUACCAUUCGGAUUAUCAUCUGCCCCUUUCAUUUUCACAAAAGGGUUACGUCCCCUUGUUAAGUACUGGCGUUCAUUCGGUAUUAGGAUAGUCUUGUUUCUGGACGAUGGUUGGGGUAUAAAUGCCACCUACGAACUGGCUAAGUCAGAUGCCGACUUUGUUUUCGACACUCUCAAAAAGGCGGGUUUUUUGGUAAAUUUAGAAAAGUCUAUUUUUCUGCCAGUUCAGUGUUUAUAAUGGUUAGGCUAUGUUUGGGAUCUUAAGAAUGGAUGUCUGCGUAUCCCUACUAGGAGAAUAGUAAGCACAAGAGAAUGCCUACAGAAAGUAUUAGAUUACUUCCCCUUUUCGUCUGCCAGGAAACUUGCUCAGCUAUCUGGUAAAAUCAUAUCCAUGGCACCCGUCCUAGGUAAUGUUUGUUUGUUGCAAACAAAACCGUUUUAUAGUUUCAUAGAGACAAGAGUUAGUUGGGACAAAAAUAUAGAUAUUACACGUCUGUGGAAUUGCUUAAAAUUUUGGAAAACUGUAUUCGAUUCCUCUUUUCACAAAGUGCUUUUUCAGGAUUAUCUUCCUGCAGAGAUAGUUUACUCAGAUGCUUCGGCAGUGGCAGG